UGGUUGUUUGGGGGGAUUGUUUUGACUGUGACACUGCCUGAACUACAAUAGUGUAACGCUGAAUGUCCUCCGGCUGUCUCUGUGAGAGAGGCAAGGACUGCUGACUGCUGUGUUGAUGGAGCCAAGAGCUCGGAACCGGGGGUCUGGCAGGGGAGGUGGCAGAGGUGGCUGGAGGCGAAAUGCUGGGGAAAAGCAGAACCGAGACGGCGGCGACGGCAGCGAAACGGGAGCACCUGAACACCGUGGCAGAGGGAGGGGAGGCGCUCACCGUGGAAGGGGAAGACAGGAGCAUCGCGGGCGGGGACACACAUCAGCUAGCGGGAGAAUAAGUGAAAAGCAGGUUGAGGAAGAGGUGGAUGUGAAACACAGUGACGAUGAAGAUUUUGGGCCCAGUGUCUUUUCUCGGAGGAAGCUGGUUUCGAACUGGGACCGCUAUGAGGCAGCUGAGAAGGAGGAGGUCGGGGAGAGUGGACAGUCACAGCGAGGAGCAGACUUCAGUGUCCUCCUCAGCUCUGCAGGUGAUUUUUUCACUCAGUUUCGAUUUGCUGAAGAAAAAGAAUGGGAGAUUGACACCCCAGCUAACAAUCAGAUGUCGGCUCUGUAUGUUGACUGCCAGUCUUUGGCCCAGUCCCUUCAAGAGCUCCCUCUUCACCUGAGGUUAAACCUGGAGGCUGAACUGGUCCAGGUAACAACCCCUGUGGAACUACCCCCGGUGAUGAUUAACAGCAAGAAGGAAGAUGUGACUGUCGCUCAGUUCAGAGGUCCCUCGGCUGGGAAGUCUGAGUCCUUCCUGUCUUCUGCUGCAGCUUCCCCCUUCACCAGUUCUGUAACCCUCGCUGACCCGCUGUGCUCCGCUGCACCCCAGCCAGCAGCAGAUGAGCUAGAUGAAGAACUUGACGUGCUUCUUACUUUAGAAGACCCAGUUCAGACCGCUAAAAACAGCCUUCUGCCAGAUACUACAGCCCAAGACAUGGAAACUGUGGACAUCAUUGCUGCUGCAGAUCCAGUGUCUGAGCAUGGCAAGGAAGCUUCUGCAGGAGACAUGACCAUGAAGAAGGAAAUCACUGAGGACGAGCUGGAGGACUGGCUGGACAGCAUGAUAUCUUGAUGCUCAAAAGGCAGGACUGCCAGACUCAACCGUAUCAAACAACCAAGUGCCAAGGCGAGGACUAGCAUGCCCAUCACAAAGCACUUCAGUGACCAUCGCAUAAAAAUCUGGACGCACAAAUACGCCCAUGCCUUUUUGUUCUUUCAGUUCCACAGUUGCUUGGUGACAGUCCUAGCUUAGGAACUAGACUCGCUUUGUUUCCUUGUUCUGGGGCAUGAUGCUUCCCAGUGCCUAAGCAUACAGGUCGUAAAACUUUUGAAGAACAAAAUGCAACAAGAAAGGCAAUGUAUCUCUUUAGUUUUAACUAGGUUGUGCAGGACAGGGGUGUUGCUAUAUCCUGUAUGUCUAAGCUAGGGGCCCUAGCUUUAUCAGCUCCCUCUUUGUGUUCAGUGCCCUAUCCAGGGGUCAGGACCAUGGGACUGUCAGGCUAAUGGGUCAUAACACAGGGCCAUUGAAUUUAGUGCUACCUGCUAGCCAUAAAAGCAAUUGCUUUUAAUGACGGCUAUUAAACAGGAACCAGGGCAUGAAUUAAAUGAUUGCUGCAUUCUACUUGUAAAAGAUGACAAGACUGUGUGUCAUUCAGCCUUGCCCAAAGCACAUGCACUACAGCUUCUCAAAUUGUACCUGUAAAACUGUGGUUUGCUUUAUUGAUCUAUAAUUAAAGCAUAAACUGAAUGGAA
Molecule: messenger RNA, 1788 nt
Organism: Acipenser ruthenus (sterlet)
Lineage: Eukaryota; Metazoa; Chordata; Actinopteri; Acipenseriformes; Acipenseridae
Product: cell death regulator Aven
Exons: 6
Coding region: 116-1108 (330 amino acids)
Biological process (GO): negative regulation of G2/M transition of mitotic cell cycle
Source: RefSeq, a predicted model, not a curated record